Oreochromis aureus is the source of this 1194-nucleotide messenger RNA. Its product is annotated as deleted in malignant brain tumors 1 protein-like. The transcript is spliced from 5 exons. The coding region runs from base 93 to 1154 and encodes 353 amino acids. Gene Ontology annotation, cellular component: membrane. NCBI's taxonomy places the organism in Eukaryota, Metazoa, Chordata, Actinopteri, Cichliformes, Cichlidae. The record is from RefSeq and is a predicted model, not a curated record.
CAGGAGGAGGGGACAUAAGAACGAGAAGUGAGAAGUUCCUGGUUUGCAAGUAAAAAAGAAAAGAAGCAACAUUAACCCAUCAGUGGCUCAAGAUGAAGGUCUAUCACCUUUUGAUCUGCUUCAUCCUCCUGAAUCUUCAGAAUGGAAUCACUUGUCUUGCCAAUCCAGAAACUCCCAACUAUACAGAAAUGGAAGGACGAAACACCACAGAAGUGAACUCAACAGAUCUGGGCUUUGGCUUAUCCACACCUACUUCAAGACCGCAGACCUCUCCAUCCGUUCCGGUUAAUGUCACUGGUACAACAGCAGUGGACAACAGCACAGGAGUUGAGGGGGAGGUCCGCCUGGUAAACAACAGUUACGGCUCCUGCUCUGGCAGGGUGGAGAUCUUCCACAGAGGCCAGUGGGGGACAGUGUGUGAUGAUUCUUGGGGCCUGGAGGAUGCUCAGGUGGUAUGUAGGCAACUGGGCUGUGGUAGGGUCCUCUCCAUACCAACUAAUACACAAUUUGGUGCAGGCAGAGGGCCCAUCUGGAUGGAUGAUGUGGCAUGCACAGGCUGGGAAUCCAACCUGUUCGAGUGUCGCCACUCAGGGUUUGGAUCUCACAACUGCGGCCACAGUGAAGAUGCUGCUGUCAUCUGUGAAGAAUCUCAAGGGAAUGUCCGCUUGGUUAAUGGAGGACAUGGCUCCUGCUCUGGCAGGGUGGAGAUCUUCCACAGAGGCCAGUGGGGGACAGUGUGUGAUGAUUCUUGGGGCCUGGAGGAUGCUCAGGUGGUAUGUAGGCAACUGGGCUGUGGUAGGGUCCUCUCUGCACCAACUAAUGCAAAAUUUGGAGCGGGCAGAGGAUCCAUCUGGAUGGACCAGGUGACAUGCACAGGCUGGGAAUCCAACCUGUUUGAGUGUCGCCACUCAGGGUUUGGAUCUCACGACUGCAGCCACAGUGAAGAUGCUGGUGUCAUAUGUGAAGACCCUGGAUUUCCUUAUUCCACACCUGCUUCAAGAACACAGACCUCUCCAGCUUUUCAGGUUAAUGUCACUGGUUCAACAGCAGUGGACAACAGCACAGGAGUUGAGGGGGAGGUCCGCCUGGUAAACAACAGUUACGGUUCCUGCUCUGGCAGGGUGGAGAUCUUCCACCCUGCCAGAAGAAGCUAAUAACUCAGACAGACAGCAGUAACAUUCUGCAUGUAAAUAA